AUGCCGCCCAAGAAAACACCAGUGAAGAAGGUUCCAGAAGCAGCUGUGGAUGGAGAACUGAGAGCGCUGUUCCUAAACCGUGGGGCUGCUCAACGAAAUGUUAGCAGAAUCCAGACCAUCCUGGAGCGAGCCGAAGCAGACAACGUCGAGCUAACCUCAGCCAAGAUAAAAGUGUACCAACGAAGCGUCGAAAAUGCCCACACCGAGUAUACCAGAUUCCAUCAAGAGACCAUCGCCCUGUCCCCGCCAGACUAUCUAGAGGAGCAAGAAGAGUGUUACCACAAGUUUUUGGACCUGUACGAGGACGUGUCUGUGCUGCUCGAGAGCUGGAACGAGAAGUUUACUGCACCCCCAACCCAGCAUCCAUCAUGUGUCACCAACCAGCAGCCGAUCAUCGUCCAAUCGCAAUCCUUUGGUGCUCCAUUGCCAACCUUCGAUGGUCAUUAUGAAGCAUGGCCCCGCUUCAAAGCCAUGUUCCAGGAUCUGAUGCAGCGUUCGUCAGAUUCAGAUGCCGUGAAGUUGUACCAUCUCGAGAACUCCUUGAAAGGUGAUGCCGCUGGUGUGAUCGACCUGGAAACAUUGCAGGACAACAACUACCAGCGCGCAUGGGACAUCCUGGAGGAAAGGUUUGGAAACACGCGGGUGAUCCUGGAAUCGCAUAUUCUGGGUCUCCUGAAUCUGAAGCGGAUGAGUAAGAGAUCGUCGAAGGAACUCCGAAGCCUCAUUGAUGAAUGCACCCGCCACGUGGAGAACCUUUUGAAGCUUGGUCAACCGCUUUCAGGAAUGUCGGAGUUGCUCGUGGUGACUGUGCUCACUCGUGCCUUAGAUGAUCAAACCCGUGAGUUGUGGGAGACUUCAUUUGAUCAGACUGAGCUUCCUGAGUACGAGCAGACAAUCAAGUUCCUGAAACAACGAUGCGUCAUUCUGGAGAGAUGCGAGAGCAGUGCACCCAAGGUAUCCCUGAAUCCCAAGGUCUCCAACCAGAAGCCGCCAGCGUCCAAAUUAAUGCCUUCCAAGUUAUCCAAUGCAGUGUUCGUGUCGUCGGUAAACUGUCCGUGGAUCAGCGCCAUACCAAAGUCAAGAAGUUACACCUGUGUUUCAAUUGUUUAA
Messenger RNA from Aedes albopictus (Asian tiger mosquito), 1110 nucleotides. RefSeq lists its product as uncharacterized. The coding region runs from base 1 to 1110 and encodes 369 amino acids. The transcript has 2 exons. Lineage: Eukaryota; Metazoa; Arthropoda; Insecta; Diptera; Culicidae. The record is from RefSeq and is a predicted model, not a curated record.